Molecule: messenger RNA, 3243 nt
Organism: Athene cunicularia (burrowing owl)
Lineage: Eukaryota; Metazoa; Chordata; Aves; Strigiformes; Strigidae
Gene: VAC14
Product: Vac14, PIKFYVE complex component
Exons: 20
Coding region: 1-2535 (844 amino acids)
Biological process (GO): positive regulation of kinase activity; phosphatidylinositol biosynthetic process
Cellular component (GO): endosome membrane; PAS complex
Source: RefSeq, a predicted model, not a curated record
AUGUUAUGGAUAGAAGCUGUAAGAAAAAAGGGGAAAAACAGUGUUGCAUUGGCCGGGAAUCGAACCCGGGCCUCCCGCGUGGCAGGCGAGAAUUCUACCACUGAACCACCAAUGCUCCAGCUGUGUGCUGCUGCCUGCACAUCUGCCUGCACAUCUGCCUGCGCCUCGCUGCCCAGCGGCUGCCGCAGGGGAGCCGGGGCUGAAAGGCCUGUUGGGCGACCCGGGACCUUGAAGCGGCUGUGCCUGAUAACUGGUAAAACAGUAACGAGCUGCAAGUUUCUGGGGAGGAGGAGCAGGCUGGUACGAGAGUUUGUGGCUCAGAACAACACAUCUCAAAUCAAACAUGUGAUCCAGAUCCUGUCGCAGGAGUUUGCGCUCUCCCAGCACCCCCACAGCCGGAAAGGGGGACUCAUUGGCCUGGCCGCUUGCUCCAUUGCCCUGGGCAAGGACUCUGGGCUCUACCUGAAGGAGCUGAUUGAGCCAGUGCUGACAUGUUUCAAUGAUGCCGAUAGUCGGUUGCGGUACUACGCUUGUGAGGCCCUCUAUAACAUUGUCAAGGUGGCCAGAGGUUCUGUCCUCCCACACUUCAACGUGCUCUUUGAUGGCCUCAGCAAGCUGGCUGCUGAUCCUGACCCAAAUGUCAAAAGUGGCUCUGAGCUCCUCGAUCGGCUUCUCAAGGACAUUGUGACAGAGAGCAACCAGUUUGAUUUGGUGGGCUUCAUCCCACUGCUGCGUGAGAGGAUUUACUCCAACAACCAGUAUGCCCGGCAGUUCAUCAUAUCCUGGAUCCUGGUCUUAGAGUCUGUGCCUGACAUCAACCUCUUGGAUUACCUGCCAGAAAUACUGGAUGGGCUCUUCCAGAUCCUGGGAGACAACAGCAAGGAGAUACGGAAGAUGUGCGAGGUGGCUCUCGGGGAGUUCCUCAAGGAGAUCAAAAAGAAUCCCUCCAGUGUCAAGUUUGCAGAGAUGGCCAAUAUCCUGGUGAUCCACUGCCAGGCGGCAGAUGACCUGAUCCAGCUGACAGCCAUGUGCUGGAUGAGGGAGUUCAUCCAGCUGGCUGGCCGGGUGAUGCUGCCUUACUCCUCAGGGAUCCUCACUGCUGUCCUGCCGUGUCUCUCCUAUGAUGAUCGCAAGAAGAACAUCAAGGAGGUGGCGAACGUGUGCAACCAGAGCCUGAUGAAGCUGGUCAUCCCAGAGGAUGAUGAAAUGGAUGAGGCCAAGCAGUCAGUGACCCUACUGGCAGAGCCCACCCCAGAGGAGUCUGUCUCUAAUCCAGAAGUAGCGUCCAGUGGCUCUCUGGAUGCAUCUGGUGACUCCAACUUCAGCAACAGCAGUGUCUUCACAGUAACCAGCUCCGAGAGGAUCCAGGUGACCCUGAACCUGGAUGGAAUAGUUCAGGUGCUAGACUGCCACCUCCAUGACACAUCCAUUGGGAUGAUGACCAGAAUUGCAGUCCUGAAAUGGCUCUACCACCUGUACAUCAAGACUCCUCGUAAGAUGUUCCGACACACUGACAGCCUCUUCCCCAUCUUGCUGCGAACCCUCUCAGAUGAGUCAGAUGAGGUUAUCCUGAAGGACCUGGAAGUGCUGGCUGAGAUCGCUUCUUCCCCAGCGGGGCAGACGGAGGGUCACGGUCCUUCUGAUGGCUCUGAUGCACGACCCAGCCCAGUGGAGCUUCAUGUCCCAGCCAGGGCCAGCCAGCUGAGCUCCUCCGGUAUGAAAGGCUUGGAGUGCUCGCCCUCCACACCCACCAUGAACUCCUACUUCUACAAGUUCAUGAUCAACCUGCUUAAGCGCUUCAGCAGCGAACGGAAACUCCUGGAGACCAGAGGAGCCUUCAUCAUCAGGCAGCUUUGUCUACUUCUGAACGCAGAAAACAUCUUCCACUCUAUGGCAGACAUACUACUUCGGGAAGAGGACCUCAAGUUCGCCUCUACCAUGGUCCACACUCUGAACACCAUCCUGCUAACAUCCUCUGAGCUCUUCCAGCUGAGGAACCAGCUGAAGGACCUGAAUACUCCGGAAAGCCGAAACCUCUUCUGCUGCCUGUACCGGUCCUGGUGUCACAACCCCGUGACAACCGUGUCCCUCUGCUUCCUCACACAGAACUACAAGCAUGCCUACGACCUCAUCCAGAAAUUCGGGGAUCUGGAGGUCACCGUGGAUUUCCUCACCGAGGUGGACAAGCUGGUGCAGCUCAUCGAGUGCCCCAUAUUCACAUAUCUCCGCCUGCAGCUGCUGGAUGUGAAGAACAACCCCUACUUGAUCAAGGCUCUCUAUGGCCUGCUGAUGCUGCUGCCCCAGAGCAGCGCCUUCCAGCUCCUCUCCCACCGCCUGCAGUGUGUGCCCAACCCCGAGCUCAUGCAGACCGCGGACAGCACCAAACCAAGCACUGGCUUCAAGAGGGCAUCAGCCUCCAACAUCGACUACACGGAGCUGCUGCAACACUUUGAGAAGGUCCAAAACAAGCACCUGGAAGCACGACACCAGCGAGCUGGGCGGGCAGAGCAGCUGGACCGGCGGGUGGUCCUCUGAGCAUCCCCGUGGCAGCUGUGGGUGUGCACGGUUGCUGGGGCAGGGACCAGGGGACGGGGACACCAGUUGCUGGCCACGGGAGGAUCUGGUGGGUUUAAUGGCAGAGGGAGACGGGCGAGCGAGUGGGGCUGGUUUUCCUCCCCGCUGUGCGUGUGGAUGGUGGGGGACCCCCAGGCUGUGCCCAGCUUCUCCCAUGGGUGAUGCGGGGACGUGGGGAAGGGCUGCAGGAGGAGAGGGCAAGGGGAAGGUACCUCGUCUUCUCUUGCAAUAGGGUGAGGAAACUCCCCUUUGCUUUGCUAAUGCCUUCCCCGUGACUGUCAGCUGAGCUACCAGCCUCCUGCCAGCAAGACCAGAGGGGAAGGGAAUAAGAGAGCAACCCCUGGCCUCCCGCCCUGGAAAACAAGCACGCGAGGCCAUCGGCCACCUCUCGCCACCCCAACUUCCACCCUCUGGCUCUGAGGCCCUGCUGGAAGCUGCCGGCAGCAUCUCACCUGGGGACUCACACUCCUGUGCGUGGCCCCCUCCCCACAUCCACGCACCUUCCCUGAGCCCCCAGCUCUUGGCACGGACAGCAGCACAGCCUUAACUCCCAGCCGGCACCGGGGAGCACGGGGGGUGGCAGAGACCCUCAUCACACCCAGCCCUGGACUUGAUUCUUUGUUCCUACAUUAAGCUCCCCAUGAUAAAAUAAACAAGCAAUGCAGAGCA